GACUUUGUCAUUCUAACAAACUGCCGACAAUCAACAUCACAGAAUUUCCAACUUUGUUUUUCCCCGACAAUGAUUACAUCGCGCCCCAAAGUAGCCCAGUCAUCUUGUGACAUAUUUACACCAUUUGCCCUCCCCAGUGUUCAUAUUUCAUAGGGAUUUUGUUUUUAUUAUUGAUUAUGCAGUUUUGACAAGUGACGUUAAUGAUGAGGUUAUAAGGAAAGUUUUGUGUUUAUUAUUUUCAGUCGUGUUGCGAAUAACAUGGCGAGAGUGCCAUGUUGUUUAAAGGCAGUUAUUGUAUUUUAUUUAAGUAUAUAUAUAAGCGCCAAAUUUGUUGAAGGCCAAGAGAAAUUCGCGCCCGAGUUCUACUCAUUGCAACACAUAAAUUUUACAAAAAAUGAGAACUUGACGAAAGUGUGGUUUGAAGUGCGCGGUAAGAACAUUGUUGAGGGUUUACACAUUAAAGCUACAAGAAAUGAAGCGAAGAAAAAUAGUUUGUGCGAAGGGGAGUUAAGUUACCCGGUACGCGAGGUUUCGUCGAAAUGGGAUUCUGCAGUAUACGAAAUAUCGGUACCACGAGUUGUGGCCGGUAAUCUCUACUUUUGUUUACCGCAUGAAAAUCGUGAAUUUAAAGAAAAUGUGCAUAAGCUUCCACCUAGUAUGCUCCGAGGGGGGCUUUACAAGUGGUAUCACCAAGGACCAGAGGUUGUCAUCAAGAUACCCCACGAUGAACACACCUGGGUUGAACGAAAUCGUCGUCAAGAAAAUGGAGAUGAUAUUAUACAGGUGAUGGGUCUACGUCUCGAAGUCCACGAAAAAGAUGCGGAAUUCGAUGAAAACGGAGUGCCUGAAGUUUUGGCAGGAGUUGACCACAUAAUUCGUAUCUUCGGAAAAAAUUUCGUGGAUAGCAUGGUGGUUACCUUCACAGAUAGGAAAAGUAAUUCGGAAAGGACGUGUCAGUUUCCGAAGAACGGUCUUGAAUUCACGGUAAUUAAUGGUAGUUUUUCCCCGGAAACCGCAAGAGUGAAGAUAAAUUUACCACCAAUGGGCACCUCCGAAGUUCUAUACAUGUGCGCCAAAGAAUCCAACUCCACCGUUUUUGUCCACCAAGGCGACGACAUUUGGCUCCAAAUCCGGACUUACGAAACUUUACUGCCUUUGACAGUGACCAUUUUAAUAGUGUGUUCAUGUCUGUUUUUCUCGGCGUUAUUCUCCGGCUUGAAUCUGGGUCUGAUGUCUCUAGAUAGGACCGAAUUGAAAAUUUUGUGCAACACGGGCACUCCGAACGAACAGAAAUACGCAAGAGCCAUACAGCCAGUGCGAAAUCACGGCAAUUACCUGCUGUGCAGUAUCUUGUUAGGGAACGUGUUCGUCAAUUCUAUAUUCACGAUUUUAUUAGACGGGCUCACUUCGGGCUUGGUGGCUGUUGUUUUUUCGACAAUCGCUAUUGUUUUAUUCGGUGAGAUCACACCCCAAGCGAUUUGUUCGAGACAUGGAUUAGCGGUUGGUGCAAAGACUAUUUACAUCACUAAAUGUGUGAUGAUAAUGACUUUCCCGUUGGCGUAUCCAGUAUCGAAAAUUUUGGAUUGUAUACUAGGGGAAGAGAUCGGGAACGUCUACAACAGGGAGAGGUUGAAGGAGCUUGUUAAGGUUACUACCGACGUUAAUGAUCUCGAUAAAGACGAAGUGAACAUAAUUAGCGGCGCUUUGGAACUCCGUAAAAAAACCGUCGUCGACGUAAUGACUAAGAUCGAAGAUGUAUUUAUGUUGGACUACGAAGCAGUUUUGGACUUCGAAACCGUGUCGGAAAUUAUGAAGUCAGGAUAUUCACGCGUACCGGUGUUUGAAGGCAAUCGUCAGAAUAUCGUGACUAUGCUUUACAUUAAAGACUUGGCGUUCGUUGAUCCAGAUGACAAUACUCCAUUAAAGACACUGUGUCAAUUUUACCAGAAUCCAUGCAAUUUCGUGUUUGAGGACGUCACACUUGAUGUUAUGUUCAAAAUAUUCAAAGAGGGCAAUAAAGGUCAUAUGGCUUUCGUUCAUAGGGUUAACAAUGAAGGAGAAGGCGACCCGUUUUAUGAAACCAUCGGUAUUAUUACUCUUGAAGAUGUUAUUGAAGAGUUGAUUCAGGCUGAAAUUAUGGAUGAGACUGACGUCUUCACUGAUAAUAGGUCUAAGCGACGACGAACCGCUGAAAGAAGACAAGAUUUUAGCGUUUUUGCUGAACGGCGUGGGGAAGGCAAUAGAAUUCGUAUUAGUCCACAACUGACAUUAGCAACUUAUCAAUUCUUGAGCACAGCUGUUGAACAUUUCCUUCCCAGUGUUAUUUCAGAAACAAUUCUGAAACGGUUGCUUAAGCAAGACAUUGUCUAUCACAUUAAAAAGAACAAGGAGUGGCGCACAGAUCCAACUAAUAUUAUCUAUCAGCAAGGGAAAAACUCUGAUUAUUUUGUACUUAUUUUAGAAGGACGUUGCGAAGUGACAAUCGGUCGAGAAAAUUUAACGUUCGAAGCGGGACCGUUUACAUUUUUUGGCACCCAAGCUCUUAUACAAAGCAUUGGGAUUGCGGAAUCACCAUCUGCACCUACUUCCACCCUAGGUAGUCUAGAAUCACUGAAUUUAGACGCCUUGAUCCGUCACACUUUCCAACCUGAUUACACUGUUCGUGCAUCGACAGAAGUAAUUUAUAUUCGUAUUAAGCGUAGUCUAUAUCUGGCAGCUAAAAGAGCUACUUUGAUGGAGAGGUCGCAGCGCGAUCAUACCAACGAACAUUUUGAUGAAGAAGUUGAUAAGCUUCUUCAUUCGCUGGAGGAAGACGAUGCGGAAAGUGGCGGACGAAGAACCCCAAGAAAACGUUCUUCAAAAAAUCUGAAUCAACAACAAGAGAUGAAUCUGAGUCCAAAGACUCCUUCGUUGUAUUCAAAUGUGAGUCCUCCACAUAGGAUAAGUCAAAGAGAUAUUAAUGGUUCGGUGAUAUCGAGUCCCGUUGAAGACUCUCAUCUUACGAAAGACGAAGAAGUUUCACUCUUGUCGAAAAAGUCAUAACAUAGACACACUGACUCUGCCAUAACAGAGUCACACUUGUACUUAAUUUCUCUGUUAAAAGUUUCUCUAGGUUAAGCAGAAAUUCCUUACCUCUGUAACAACCUGGUAGGUACAGAUUAAAAAUUUUAUUGUUAGAGUUGUUGAAGUUACAUAAAAGAAAUAGUGACAAUUACAUGUAAGCUUUCAUGAAGAUAUAGAUUUAUAGUUUGGGAAAAUUCUCUUGUUUCAUAAUAUAGUAGGUAAAUUGAAUACAGUAACGAGACCGAGAGAAUUAAUCAUGAACUUGGCUCCACUAGGGCAAUGCCAAGUUGCCUAAUAUUUUUAUAUUAUAGGUACGUUAAUUAUAAUUCAAGUUAUUUACAAUUGUAUUCCGAAUGUUGUCUAAACCUUAUAUGAACAUGUGAUGUUUUGUGUUUUAUUUUCGCUUUUAUUUUUACUUUGAUUGUUGCUGAUGCGGUACAACACAUGUAAAACCCGGUUACAAUUUACGUGAUUAUUUUUGUUCAUAUGAAGCAUAUGUGCAAUCUAACAUUAACUAACUCAUAAAGGUACUUAACGGCCGAAACUAACUUCGAAAUGAACCAGAAAAAAUAUUGUGAUUUUUGUUUGCAUGUACUAGUUAUUGUAUAGUUGUAGAAAGAAAUUCAUACUUAUUAUGUUUUGUCAUUUAUGAUGAAUUUAACUUUAUUUUUGUGUUACUUUUUAUUUUAUCAGCGUUUUGUUAUAUAAUAAAUAAAAUGAAGUAGUA
This is a messenger RNA of Zophobas morio, 3790 nucleotides long. RefSeq names its product unextended protein-like (gene uex). Gene Ontology annotation, biological process: magnesium ion homeostasis; intracellular manganese ion homeostasis; transport. The coding region runs from base 259 to 3042 and encodes 927 amino acids. Gene Ontology annotation, molecular function: transmembrane transporter activity. The transcript is spliced from 9 exons. Gene Ontology annotation, cellular component: plasma membrane; cytoplasm. Lineage: Eukaryota; Metazoa; Arthropoda; Insecta; Coleoptera; Tenebrionidae. The record is from RefSeq and is a predicted model, not a curated record.